AUGGCCGACAACGCGACGAUGCUCCAGCUCAACGCGGACCCAAACUUUCACUUUGGGCUCCUGCGCCCCAUGGCUCUGAGCGUGUACGACGGCGCCGACAUCAGCGAGGUGCUCACGGCCGCCAAGGGCAUCAUCCCCGGCGACUUUGAGAGCUUCGCGGGCGCCUUUACGCGCCUCGCGGACAACGUGUUGGCGCGGGCCAAGGGCAUCCUGAGCAAGAAGUUCCCUGUGUCGGCGCGCACCGCCUUCUUUAGCGCCGCCACGUACUUUCGCAGCGCCGACUUUUACCUGCACGGCAACCCCUCAGACCCUCGCAUCAUGGACUUCUGGGCAAAGCAGACGGAUGCCUUCGACCACGGGCUAGCGCUGCUGGACACGCCGGCGAAGCGCGUGACGGUCAAGACGUCCGACUUUGACAUCCCGGGCAUAUGGAUGACGCCCGAUGACGAGGUCAAGCGGCGGCCGACCAUCAUCAUGGGCAACGGGUAUGACGGCGCGCAGGAGGAGAUGUACCACGUCUUUGGGCUCGCGGCCCUGGAGCGAGGCUACAACGUGCUCACGUAUGAAGGCCCCGGACAGCCGGCAGUGCGGCGAUACCAGAACAAGGGCUUCAUCCCGGACUGGGAGCGUGUCGUGACGCCGCUCGUGGACCACGUGCUCAGGAUGAAGGACCGCGUAGACCCGGGAGCCAUCGGGCUGCUCGGCCUCUCCUUUGGGGGAUACCAGGCGCCACGGGCGGCCGCGUUUGAGCACCGGCUGGCGGCCGUCAUGGCGAUUGACGGGGUGUGGGACUUUGGCGGCAUGAUCCACAAGAGCUUCGGGCCGGAGCUGAUGGCGAUCCACGCCGCGGGGGACAAGAAGCGGUUCGACGAGAUCUCGCAGAAGUUCCUACAGCCGGGGGCGCCGACGGACCUGCGUUGGGGGCUGGAGCAGGGCAUGUGGUCCUUCAACACACGCUCGCCGUUUGACUUUGCAACGCUCGUGACGAACUACACGCUGGCGGGGGGCAUCGCGCAGCGCGUCAGGACGCCCACGUUUGUCGGGGACGCGGAGGACGACGCGCAGUUCAGGGGCCAGCCAAAGUUGCUGGCCGAGGCGCUGGGCAAAUGGGGCCACCUGCACGAGUUUAAGAGUGUGGACGCUAUCGGGACGCACUCGGGCAUCGGCGCGCUCAAGCAGCAGAGCGCCGUGGUGCUAGACUGGUUCCAGGGAGUGCUGGAUUCGAAGAAGGGUAGGGACGGCGGCGGCGGCGGCGGCGGCGGACGGGCAUGA
Messenger RNA from Purpureocillium lilacinum, 1272 nucleotides. RefSeq lists its product as uncharacterized. Lineage: Eukaryota; Fungi; Ascomycota; Sordariomycetes; Hypocreales; Ophiocordycipitaceae. The record is from RefSeq and is a predicted model, not a curated record.